UCUCUUUUUAAAGUCGCGGUGGAAACAACAACGUAAGAUGACUGCGUUGGGUAAAAUAAAAGUGUCACGUGACCGAGCACUUUGCACAGCCGGAACCUUUAGGAGGCUGCUCUUGUUUCCACACGGCAAUAUUUUGGUCACUAACGUUUAGCGAACGUCAACACCUGUGAAAUGUGUGUUGGGUUAAACGUGCCAUUAGUCGUUGUUUUUUUGCAAAUCUGUCAGCAAUGACUUCUACCUGUUCAAACUGUGGAUCCACGAACGUCGUGGAGGACGACCUUUAUGCCCAGAAUCAGUUAGUGUGUGCGGACUGCGGCUUAGUGGUGUCCGAGGGCAUACUGACCGGCAACCCCAGCGAAGGAACAGAUGUCAGCUACGCCUUCACCUCAGCUGCGACCAAGAAGCCGUGCCUGAACUUGAAGAAAGGAGUGCUGCGCGUGCAAGCCAUAUGUCGCACUCUGAGGCUCAACCAAGAGAUCGAGGAACAUUCCAUCAAAUUUUUCAAACAGACCUAUCAACAUGAAAAAUUCAUCAACGUGCUCAACUCCAAGAAGGACAUUCUGGGCGGCUGCUGUAUCCUGCUGAGCUGCCGUUUGCUCAACUGGCCCGUCUCCAUGGGAACCAUCGCAUGCAUGCUGGACAGCGACGCCAUGACGGUGGCUGGCGUUUACCAAGACAUGGUCCAAGUUGCCAACGUCACGUCACCAUUUGUCAGCAUCACGACGCUAAUAGAGGCUCACUGUGUAGAGUACAAACUGGGUUCAGAUUGUGUUGCUGAGGAGUUUGCAGAGUCCACCAGAAGCCUGGCCAAACGUACCGAAGCUCUGCUGGAGCUGGCAGCAGACACGUGGAUAGUGACGGGCCGUAAACCGAUCUUCAUAAUGAUGGCAGCUGUCUAUCUGGCUUGGCAAUCUUUAAAUCCCACCCGGAAUCGUCUCAAGGUCACCCUGAGUAAGUUCUGCAAGAUGGCCAGAGUGAAUAAGCUCGCUAUGGCCCUGACCAGAGUAGCAGAGAUAAAAGAAGUCCUUGUGAAGCUUGGCAAGGAGAUUCCCUGGGCUCGACAGCCGGUGACUCCAGAUAACGUUGUUGAACUGGUGGAGGACAUCCUGAAGCACCGGACGUCACUUCUCUUCAAGGCUCUGCGGCGUCACGAAGAUACUUCAGACACUGAAGAUGGCCUGGAAAAACCGUCUGAAUUAGACCAGGGGAAUGAAAGCGCCCCUUCUGUGGCAGAAAGUGAACAGGAUGUUGAAAAGUCAGGGGAGAGCACAUCUAGCACUGAUUCAAGAUGUAAAUGGGGCAAGAGGCUACUGUUUGCUCCUCCAUGUGUGGCCCAUCCCAAGAAAAGGCGAGUGGAGCAGCAGCACCCACUAGUGGAUGUAACUGGCGAUGAAGACAUCUCUGACAGCGAGAUAGACUCCUACAUCCGCACCCCUCAAGAGAUCAGUGACUUCUCCCGAGCGCAGAAAAUUUUAAACCAACAAAACUGAUGUGUUGGACGUUGGUGCUGCUGAUUAUGUUUAUCUUAUAUAUUUUGUAAAUUUGUAAUUAAUUAAAUGGUGUGGGUGAUUUUGUUUGGCCACAGACAUGUAGCUUUUUUUUCACUAUUAAAAAUAAACUCAAAGUGAUAAUUACAAAUAUGCUGUUCGGACUGUUGACGUAUUUCAUGAUAUGAAUAUUUGACACCGAAAUACGUUUUCUAUGUUCUGUUUUCUUCCUAAAUUAUUCAGACUUCUGAAGAUGCUUUUUAUUACGAUAAAAUACGGUCAGAAAAUCAGUUAUCAAAUCUCACAUGACCGAGACUCUGAUUUGAGGAGCGCCGUCACUGUUUGCGUCAAGAUGUUGUCUUCCCUCCUCAAUUAAUUUUUGUCCUCAUUCCUGGCGUGCACAACCCAAAGUUCACAGUUCGAUUGAUUCCAGAGGACUAAAAUGGUGUUUUAGUACGCGGCAAAACCACGUCUCCACUUUAGCAACAGCAGCUCCAGAGCAGGAGGAUGGAUUCACACAUCCAGACAGACAUAAAUGCCCCUGGUUGGAACUGGAUUUUUUUUUCUGACAAUAUUUUUAUUGACUCAUGACAGCAAAAAUACAAAUCUCAAUGAUCAUCUUCUUUUCCCUCUUCCCCUCCAACAGUAUUAGAACAAAGAAAUUAUGUCUAUAACAUUGCAAUAAAAAAAUGGAUAUAUUAAGAAAAGGAAAAAAACCCAGAAACAGGGAUGAAGGCGGUCUUCAUGAGGGCACUAACUUCACUGCUUAGUGAAGAAGAGGCUGGAGACUUGAAGGGCUCGAUGGAGACUGAUGGUGGCCAGUACAGCAUGCAUGACUGUUCUGAUGUUAUAAGAUUUUACAAUGAUGCAAGCAAAUUGGUGAGCGAUUUUAACAUUGAUGUCGGGCUAGCCGACAAACCAUGGGCUUGAGUCUGACAUGAAAAACAUGAUGGGAAUCUGAAGUGCAGAGGAACUGCACAGGCUUGACAGAGGUCUUGGCAUUUUAGCUGACAUUUCGACAGCUUGAUAGAAGACUCUGAAUGCGCUAUUUCCCCCUCCGUCCAUUUUUGUGUUUUUUAGAAAUGGAAUGGUGCUGUUAUUCAAUGUAAUCUUUGUACUCUCUCAUUUCUGCCUCUGUGGUGGCGCACAUCCGUGGUUGGAUUGUUAUUCACGUAGUUUUACAUCCGCACCAGCACUGACUCACAACGAUUUAUGAUGACGCACCAGCUGCUUCAUGUGUGAUCUGUGGUGAAGGGGUUGACAUCCACUUGUCAUACAAUGAAUUGUCUUAAAUCCAUUUGAAGGUCUUUUGAAGUCCCUGACAGGAAAAGAAAAGAUUUUGAGAAUCCUUGAGUGUGUAGCCACCUUGAGCCCCUGAUGCUGCUCCCUCUGAUUUCGCCCAGUAAAACUGGGGGCAGCAUCAACUGGGCCUUAUGUAAUACAGACACAUGAAGAAAGACAAGAGCUGUGAAAGAGAAGAUCAAGAAGAUCAACCUUCAACUUCUCGUAAAUAUGCUGGUGGUGUUUGUAAAUGCUAGGAAACGCAGAUACUCUCUGACCUUUUAUUGUACGAGUCCACAUGUACAGAGAAGCCUGUGAAUUUUCUACAGUUGCUUAGCUACAAUCUGCCAAACUCAAACAGAAUAAUUAUUGAUGAUUCACGCACAAAAUGUGUCCUUUCUAUUAUUUAUCUGUGCAAGUCUGCAUUGCACAAUCAUUGCCUGAAACAUUUCUUUUCAAUAAAUCAUUGAU
Synchiropus splendidus (mandarinfish) is the source of this 3239-nucleotide messenger RNA. It is a transcript of the gene brf2, whose product is annotated as BRF2 RNA polymerase III transcription initiation factor subunit. The record is from RefSeq and is a predicted model, not a curated record. NCBI's taxonomy places the organism in Eukaryota, Metazoa, Chordata, Actinopteri, Syngnathiformes, Callionymidae. Gene Ontology annotation, biological process: transcription preinitiation complex assembly; transcription initiation at RNA polymerase II promoter. Gene Ontology annotation, molecular function: TBP-class protein binding; RNA polymerase II general transcription initiation factor activity. Gene Ontology annotation, cellular component: transcription preinitiation complex; nucleus. The coding region runs from base 228 to 1490 and encodes 420 amino acids. The transcript is spliced from 4 exons.